AUGGCAAAAUUCGCAGCCAUUGGUCGUAUCGACAUCUUCGACAACAAUGUCGAAACCUGGAACUCGUACAGUGAGCGCCUUGACCAGUAUUUUGUGUGCAAUGAUGUCAAGGAGGAAAAGAAAGUUCCCGCAUUGCUAAGCCUCAUAGGGGGUAAGACUUACCAGUUAUUGAGAGGUUUGACAGCACCGACUAAACCGGCAGACGUGGAAUAUGCCGCACUCGUGAAAAUCCUUGGUGAUCACUUGAACCCCCCUCCUGUAGUAAUCUCCGAGAGAUUUCGGUUUUACAAAAGGGACCAGCGGGAAGGUGAGUCUAUUAGAGACUAUAUAGCGGAUCUUAGAAGAUUGUCAGAACAUUGUGCAUUUAAAGACAGUCUGAACGAAUCGCUGCGUGACAGAUUAGUUUGUGGCCUUCGGAGCGAGGCAAUUCAGAAUAAACUGUUAGCAGAAAAAGACUUGACAUUAGAGAAGGCGACGCAGAUAGCACAGGCUAUGGAGACCGCAUUCAAGGAUGCAACCGAGCUGCAGUCCAAACACGUUGGAAUGGUAAACAAGCUAGGGGUGAGACAGAAAAAGGGAUAUCACUCUGCUGGAACUGGAGUAAGGUCGCCACAACCCAACAUGCCUAAGGUGAAACGAGGUACGAAUUCAAAGAAAUGUUUCCGUUGUAACAGUACAGCUCAUGAUCAAAGUCAGUGUUAUUACAAAGAUAAACAGUGCUAUAAUUGUUCAAAAAUUGGACAUUGUAAAAAGGCAUGUAGGAAAACAAAGGAGGUACACAAUGUGGACUGGAGUGAGAAUCUCAUUGGAUCAUUAGAUGUGAAUUCAGUUGAAAAGACUCAUUCUGGAGCAAUCGUAGUCAACACAAACAUUGACGGUGUAGAUGUUGAUAUGGAACUCGACACGGGCGCAGCAGUCUCCGUGAUGUCAAAGAAAAAGUUCUGUGAGUAUUUUCCAGGAAGGAUUAAGAACUUACCUGAAUCAAAUAUGUGUUUAAAGACAUAUACUGGUGAAAUCUUGAAGCCUUGUGGAGUGGCACGUGUAAAUGUGAGUCACAACAACCAGAAAAAGGAUCUAGACUUGUACGUGAUGCAGAAGGCAGGACCAACGCUCUUCGGAAGAGAGUGGCUUCAGCAGAUUUCACUCGAUUGGCCGUCCAUCAAGUCCAUGUCGUGUGUGACAGACAAGAUUUCAGACACUUGUUCUGAUAAUGUGAAAGCGGACUUAAAACACAUGUUGGAAAAACAUCGUUCAGUUUUCCAGAGUGACAUAGGUACGGUUAAGGGUAUUGAAGCUACACUCAACUUAAAGCCGGACGCUAAACCAAAGUUCUGUAAAGCCCGCUCAGUACCGUAUGCUCUCAAGCCUAAGGUCGAGGCUGAACUGGACAAACUAGUCAGAGAUGGUAUCAUAACCAAGGUGGAGUACAGCGAAUGGGCAACGCCUAUUGUCCCUGUCAUCAAGUCUGAUAAAAAUGUGCGCAUAUGUGGUGAUUUCAAGGUGACACUGAACCCUGUUCUUGAAAUCGAUCAGUAUCCGCUGCCCCGCAUUGAAGACAUUUUUGCAGCACUCGCAGGUGGUAAGCGAUUCACCAAGUUAGAUUUACGACAUGCAUAUCUACAAAUGAGAGUAAAUGAGGAGUCGCGCAACUUAUUGACAAUAAAUACAGAGAAAGGACUCUACCGCUACAACCGUUUAGUUUAUGGUGUGGCCUCAGCUCCUGCAAUCUGGCAAAGGACCAUCGACACAGUCUUACAGGGUCUCACCGGCGUCAAAUGUAUCAUUGAUGAUAUGAUAAUAACGGGCUCAUCUGAGGAAGAACACCUGAAGAAUUUGGAAGCUGUAUUAACGCGCCUGGAUGAAUACAACUUGCGUGUGAACUUGAAUAAGUGUGAAUUCUUCAGAGAACGUGUUUCUUAUUGUGGACAUGAAAUAGACUGUGAGGGUCUGCACAAAACGCAAUCCAAGAUUGAAGCAGUUGUCAGUGCGCCGAAGCCGAAGAAUGUUUCAGAGUUGCGAUCAUUUCUGGGCAUUGUUAACUAUUAUGCCAGAUUUUUGCCUAACCUUUCAAGUCUUUUGUACCCGCUACACCAGUUACUGUCAAAGAGCCGAAAGUGGUCCUGGUCUAGCGAAUGUGACAAGGCAUUUUCUGAAGUCAAACAGCUUAUUACCUCUGAUGAGAUUUUGACUCAUUACGACCCACAGCGAGAGGUGCGAUUAGCAUGUGAUGCUUCACCUUAUGGUUUAGGGUGUGUAUUAUCCCAUGUCAUGGAUGACGGAUCAGAACGACCGAUAGCAUAUGCAUCUCGAUCAUUGUCGUCAGCAGAGCGGAACUAUUCACAGAUAGAUCGUGAGGCUCUGGGGAUAGUAUGGGGUGUGAAACGUUUUCACACAUACCUCUAUGGAAGACACUUCUCUUUAUUGACGGAUCAUCGCCCUCUUGUGUCCAUCUUCAGCCCCAGCAAAGGUGUAUCAGUUACAACAGCAGCACGCAUGCAGAGAUAUGCUCUGUUUUUAUCAGGGUAUGAUUAUGACAUUAUGUACAAAAACACCAAAGCGCAUGGAAAUGCAGAUAGCUUAUCGAGGCUACCACUGUCUGACUGUGAAUCUGAUGAUGAUUAUCAAGAUAUUGACUUGAUGUACCUACCACAAUUGGAAACAUUACCAAUCACCAGUGACCGUAUUAGACAGGAAACUGGACGUGAUCCUGUCACUGUGAAGGUAUAUGGUUAUACCAUGAAUGGAUGGAGCUUUUCGGUCAAAGCAGAUGAUAAGGACUUGUAUCCCUACUUUACGCGUAAGGACGAGUUAACAAUUCACAAUGGAUGUUUGUUGUGGGGAAUGAGAGUUGUUGUUCCAACAAAGCUUAGGGAUCACAUACUUAAGGAGCUUCAUUUAGGUCACAUUGGAGUAGUGAAGAUGAAGGCAUUAGCUCGAAGUGUGGUAUGGUGGCCCGGGAUCGAUCUUGAUAUAGAGAGGAUCACGAAAGCAUGCUCAGGAUGUCAGGAGUUCAAGCGUGCACCUCCAGCAGCCCCCAUUCAUCCGUGGGAGUGGCCCACUAAACCUUGGGAACGUAUCCAUAUAGACUUCGCUGGGCCUUUUAUGAACUGGAUGUUCCUGGUAGCAGUAGAUGCACAUUCAAAAUGGCCUGAGGUCAUAAUGAUGCGCGAGACGACAUCCCACAAGACUAUUGAGGUCUUGAGAAGUAUCUUUGCUAGAAAUGGUGUUCCUACAGUGUUGGUCAGUGAUAACGGACCUCAGUUUACGUCAGACGAGUUUGGAAACUUCAUUCGUACCAAUGGAAUAAAGCAUGUGACUUCAGCUCCAUAUCAUCCUAGCUCAAAUGGAUUAGCGGAACGUUUUGUACAAUCGUUCAAGUCUGCAAUGAAGUCAAGCAAGAAGGAUGGAGGUUCUGUGGAAACGAAGUUAUCUAACUUUUUACUAGCCUAUCGCAACGCAGCACAUUCAACUACUGGAGAGUCACCUGCAAAGCUAUUCAUUGGUCGUUCAUUGCAGUCACGACUAGAUUUGAUAAAACCAGACAUUGAACAAAAUGUUAAAAACAAACAGUUUCACAUCGCAUCUAAGAGAUCAAGUUCAUUGCGUGUGUUUGAACCUGGGCACAGUGUAAUUGUUAGGGACUACCGUCACAGUUCAAAGUCGGACUGGGUACCAGGAACCGUUCAAGAGCAGACAGGACCUGUUUCUUACAGAGUGCAAGUUGGGGACAAUACUUGGAGAAGACACGUAGAUCAGAUAUAUGAUUCUUCACUAAAGAAUCAGGAAGUUGUACCCAGUGAUCUUGAGAAGUUUGUGCCACAGGUACAUGUACCAACUCCUACAGUUAGUGCUAAACAGUCUAGUCCAGAAGUCUUUCCGCAAGGUACGAAAGUCAGGCAGUCAACUCCAGAGGUCUUCAACAGGAAGAAAGCUAAUAGUCCUAUCCAGGAACAGAAAUCUCAGCCAGAAGUUAGGACCGAGCCUACCAUACUAGCCAGACAAAAUCCAAGACGAAAUGUUGGACCGCCCAAACGUUUCAUUCCAAAAUGGCAACCUGCUGUUGAGCACACGUGUUUUGACUGUGUCCGAACCCAUUGUCUAAAAAGACAUAACAAAACCCUUAAAACUAAGACCUUGGACAAGUAUCCAAUACCCGAUGCAGGUGAUCUUUUCAAAGUGAAAAAAUUAGAUUCUUUUAUCAGUCCUUUACUGGAAAAGAAAAACAAACAGUUUGAUAAAGGAGCUGACAAAGGGGCACAAAAUAUUCAGUCGAGAAUUUACAAAACUUUGGGGCCUCUUUCUAAGUUGUGGGGCAUUCUAGAAGAUCUGCGUGCUGCCUCUGGGGAGUCUCAUGAAGUUGAUAACGUUGACGUGACCCACAUGUGUUCUUUGCUAGAACAGUCUGUUUGUUUGAUUGGCCAAGCAAGUGUUGCAGUUGAUCACCAUCGCAGGUUAAAUGCGACUGUGAAAAUUACAGGAGAUUACAAGAAGGCUAAGGCCAUUUUGGAUGAAAAUUCUGAAGCUUUAGAAACAAGCGGGAGUAAACUGUUUGGUGAUAAAUUUAUAAAGAUUUUAAAAAAGACAGGGAAAAGAAGAAAAGUGGCUAGCGAGGUAGUUGAUGCUUUUCAGCCAGAGAAAAAGAAAAGAAAGAAGUCAACUUUUUACAAUCGACCUUCUACUUCCUAUACCAGUUACGGGAAUAAGCAAAGGUUCAGACAGCCCUUUCAAGAUGGGCCCUCCGCCAGAUUUUCGGAGGGCCAAAGAUACAGGUUCAACAGACCUAACCAGGGUUACAGAAAGAAGUCAGACAGAUCAUAAGAAGACUGGACAAUUAUAAAGAAAGAAAAGA
Molecule: messenger RNA, 4849 nt
Organism: Saccostrea cuccullata (small rock oyster)
Lineage: Eukaryota; Metazoa; Mollusca; Bivalvia; Ostreida; Ostreidae
Exons: 3
Coding region: 1-4818 (1605 amino acids)
Biological process (GO): DNA integration
Molecular function (GO): zinc ion binding; nucleic acid binding
Source: RefSeq, a predicted model, not a curated record